This is a messenger RNA of Balearica regulorum gibbericeps (East African grey crowned-crane), 289 nucleotides long. NCBI's taxonomy places the organism in Eukaryota, Metazoa, Chordata, Aves, Gruiformes, Gruidae. The record is from RefSeq and is a predicted model, not a curated record.
AUGGGCAAGGUUUGCGCCAUUUUUGGAGGAUCCCGAGGAAUAGGAAAAGCUGUUGCAGAAUUACUGGCACAGAAAGGCUGCCGCCUGGCGAUUAUUGCUAGAAAUCUGGAAGUAGCCCAAACCACUGCACGUAAUCUUGGUGCAGGACAUCUGGCACUUAGCUGUGAUGUAUCCAGUGAACAAGAAGUCCAGAAUACUUUUGAGGAGAUGCAGAGGAAUUUAGGUCCUAUUAACUACUUGGUUAAUGCAGCUGGGAUCAACAGGUUAGUUAUUCGUUACAAGAUUAUAU